UGUUUCCUUUCCCCUCUCGUAUUCACAAAAAGGCAAACAAUGGUUCCUUUAUCCAAUUAUUAUUUUUAUUUCAAAAAGAUUCAGAGUCAAUUACUCCAUUGCAAUUACACCACACAGCGCAUGUUGCAGUUGUUGAAUUUCAGUUACGGCUAAACACCUUCUUCUUCUUCUUCUUCUUCUGCAGUUACGCCACUGCAAUUCAUUCCAAUUCCAAUACCAAAUAAUAAUCAUCAUCGGCACCAUUCCCAUUUUCCAUGGCAAACCCUAAAACCAAAAGUCACCAUUCCCUGGGCGGCGAGGACGAUCCCGACUCGACCGAAUCGCGGUGGGUCUUCCAGGAGGACGAGGAUCCCUCCGAGAUCGAGGACUUCGAUGCCGCAGAUUUGCGCCACCAGUCCAUGUUCGAUUCUGACGACGAGGACAAUGCCGAGCAGAGACUCGUUCGCACCGGUCCCCGAAUCGAUUCCUUCGACGUCGAAGCCCUUGAGGUUCCCGGCGCUCACAGAAACGACUACGAGGAUGUUAGUGUGGGAAAAGGAAUUUUGUUGGCUUUUCAAACUCUCGGUGUUGUCUUUGGCGAUGUUGGAACGAGUCCUUUGUAUACCUUCAGUGUUAUGUUUAGGAAGGCUCCUAUUAAGGGAAAUGAAGAUAUUCUUGGAGCCUUGUCGCUUGUUUUGUACACUUUAAUCUUGAUUCCGUUAGUGAAGUACGUCCUUGUUGUUCUGUGGGCCAACGACGAUGGGGAAGGUGGUACUUUUGCGUUGUACUCGUUGAUUUGUCGAAAUGCUAAGGUGAGUCUUCUUCCCAAUCAGUUGCGAUCGGAUGCCCGAAUAUCAAGCUUUAGGCUAAAGGUGCCGUCUCCUGAGCUUGAAAGGUCUUUAAAAAUCAAGGAGAGGCUAGAGACUUCAGUGACUCUGAAGAAGAUUCUACUAUUAUUUGUUCUUGCUGGUAUUUCCAUGGUGAUGGCUAACGGGGUUGUUACACCAGCAAUGUCAGUACUAUCAUCUCUUAAUGGUUUGAAAGUUGGGGUAGAUGCAAUUAAGCAAGAUGAAGUGGUGAUGAUUUCUGUUGCCUGCCUUGUCAUUUUGUUUAGUGUACAGAAGUAUGGAACAAGUAAAGUGGGGCUUGCUGUAGGACCUGCUUUGUUUAUAUGGUUUUGUUCUCUUGCGGGCAUUGGUAUAUUCAACCUUGUCAAAUAUGACAGCAGUGUUUUGAGGGCAUUUAAUCCUAUUCAUAUAUAUUAUUUCUUUGCAAGGAAUUCAACUAAAGCAUGGUAUUCUCUUGGGGGCUGUCUUCUUUGUGCAACUGGCUCUGAGGCUAUGUUUGCAGAUCUUUGCUAUUUCUCUGUACAAUCAGUUCAGCUUACAUUUGUAUUUCUUGUUUUACCAUGCCUACUGUUGGGUUAUUUGGGUCAAGCUGCAUACCUUAUGGAAAACCAUGCUGAUGCUGGUAAUGCCUUUUAUUCUUCUGUUCCAAGUGGUGCAUUCUGGCCAACUUUCCUCAUUGCUAACAUUGCUGCAUUAAUUGCAAGUCGGGCUAUGACAACAGCCACAUUUUCUUGUAUAAAACAGUCAGCUGCUCUUGGUUGUUUCCCUCGUCUUAAAAUAAUUCAUACCUCUCGGAAAUUCAUGGGCCAGAUCUAUAUCCCUGUCAUAAACUGGUUUCUCUUGGCUGUUUCUUUGGUGCUUGUCUGUUCUAUAUCCAGCAUUGAUGAGAUUGGAAAUGCAUAUGGCAUUGCUGAGCUGGGGGUGAUGAUGAUGACCACUAUUUUAGUAACUCUUGUUAUGCUUCUUAUAUGGCAGAUACACAUCAUUGUAGUGCUGAGUUUUGCUGUAGUCUUCCUGGGAUUGGAGUUGACUUUCUUUUCAUCAGUUCUGUGGAGUGUAACGGAUGGAAGUUGGAUUAUAUUGGUCUUUGCUGUAAUAAUGUUUUUUAUAAUGUUUGUAUGGAAUUAUGGGAGCAAGCUCAAGUAUGAAACUGAAGUAAAGCAAAAGCUGUCAAUGGAUUUGAUGCGAGAAUUAGGCUGCAAUCUUGGGACAAUACGAGCUCCUGGGAUUGGUUUGCUCUAUAAUGAGUUGGUCAAAGGAAUUCCAGGCAUUUUUGGGCAUUUUCUAACCACACUUCCAGCAGUACACUCUAUGAUCAUAUUUGUGAGUAUUAAGUAUGUUCCAGUCCCUAUGGUGCCUCAAAGUGAAAGGUUCCUUUUUAGGCGAGUUUGCCAGAGAAGCUAUCAUAUAUUUCGCUGUAUUGCCAGGUAUGGUUACAAAGAUGUUCGCAAAGAAAAUCACCAAACUUUUGAGCAACUGCUGAUGGAGAGCUUAGAGAAGUUUAUACGUCGUGAGGCUCAGGAAAGGUCGCUCGAGAGUGAAGGGGAUGAUGAUACUGAUUCUGAGGAUGAGUACUCUGGUUCUAGGGUUCUCAUAGCUCCCAAUGGGAGUGUUUAUUCACUUGGUGUUCCUCUUCUGGCUGAUUUUAAUGAUACAACCAUACCCAUACCCAAUUUUGAAGCAAGCACAUCUGAGGAAGCAAACCCUGAAUCUCCUAAGCCCCCAGUGCUUGAUGCUGAGCAGAGUCUCGAAAGAGAGCUAUCUUUUAUACGCAAGGCUAAAGAAUCUGGAGUUGUUUAUCUUCUUGGUCACGGGGAUAUAAGAGCAAGAAAAGACUCAUGGUUUAUCAAGAAGCUAAUUAUAAACUAUUUUUAUGCCUUUCUGAGAAAGAACUGCCGAAGUGGGAUCACAAAUUUAAGUGUACCCCAUUCACAUAUGAUGCAGGUUGGCAUGACCUACAUGGUUUGA
Glycine soja is the source of this 2795-nucleotide messenger RNA. Its product is annotated as potassium transporter 7-like. Bases 255 to 2795 code for a protein of 846 amino acids. Gene Ontology annotation, cellular component: plant-type vacuole; vacuolar membrane. Gene Ontology annotation, molecular function: potassium ion transmembrane transporter activity. The record is from RefSeq and is a predicted model, not a curated record. The transcript is spliced from 10 exons. Lineage: Eukaryota; Viridiplantae; Streptophyta; Magnoliopsida; Fabales; Fabaceae. Gene Ontology annotation, biological process: potassium ion transmembrane transport.